Molecule: messenger RNA, 1788 nt
Organism: Plasmodium reichenowi
Lineage: Eukaryota; Apicomplexa; Aconoidasida; Haemosporida; Plasmodiidae
Product: glycoprotease, putative
Exons: 1
Coding region: 1-1788 (595 amino acids)
Biological process (GO): tRNA threonylcarbamoyladenosine modification
Cellular component (GO): EKC/KEOPS complex; cytoplasm
Source: RefSeq, a predicted model, not a curated record
AUGGUUGACAAUAUGGAAGUUGAUAAAAAGAAUGGGAAGAAAUAUAUUUUAGGCAUAGAAGGAAGCGCUAAUAAAUUAGGCAUAAGUAUUAUAAAUGAAGAUAUGAAGAUUUUAGUAAAUAUGAGAAGGACAUAUAUAUCUGAAAUAGGAUGUGGAUUUAUACCUAGAGAAAUUAGUGCUCAUCAUAGAUAUUACAUUGUUGAUAUGAUAAAGAGUUGUUUAAAAAAAGUAAAUAUAAAAAUAAGUGAUAUUACAUUAAUAUGUUACACGAAAGGUCCAGGUAUCGGAUCAGCUCUUUAUAUAGGUUAUAAUAUAGCGAAAAUAUUACAUUCUUAUUUUAAUAUACCCGUGGUUGGUGUUAAUCAUUGUAUUGCUCAUAUCGAAAUGGGUAUAUUUAUAACAAAAUUAUAUAAUCCUAUAGUACUUUAUGUGAGUGGAAGUAAUACACAAAUUAUAUAUUAUAAUGAUCAUAAAAAGAAAUAUGAAAUAAUAGGAGAAACCUUAGAUAUUGCUAUAGGUAAUGUUAUUGAUCGCUCAGCAAGAAUUUUAAAAAUAUCUAAUGCACCUUCCCCAGGAUAUAAUGUAGAACUAUUAGCUAGAAAAAAAUAUCUACUAAAUAUUAUGAAAAGAAAUAAAAAUAAAAAUAAAAAUAAAAAUCUUAUGAAGAAGCAACAACAAAUGAAAGAUAAUGACUUCAACUCAAAUGAAUUAAAUGAUGAACAAAUAAAUGAUAAUAAAAAAAUCGAAGACUUUACAGAAUUAUUAUUCUUUCCUUAUACUAUCAAAGGUAUGGAUAUAUCUUUUAGUGGGUACGAUUUUUAUAUCACCAAAUAUUUUUCCAAAUAUAUGAAUAAGAAGUCAAAAACAUUAAAUAAGUUAGAAAAACAAACAACCAAUCAAAGAUGCAAUGAAAAACGAAAGGAUAACCAAUAUGAUUAUAAAAUAAAAUGUAAUGAAAAGAAACAACAGCAAGAACAACAAAAAGAUACAUAUAGUAAUAUAAAUAAAAAAUGUAAAAUAGAAAAUGUGAAUGAACAAACAAUUGAAUCUAAUCAAAAUAACAAUAAUAUGUAUAAUCAAAAUGAACUAGGAAAGGAAACGUUUAAGAAUAUUGAACCUUUAAAUGAUAACUAUAAAAAUGAUUAUGAUAAGGUGAAAGAAGAUAUUAUAGAUAAUCAUAACGGUACCGUGCAAAAUAUAAAUGAUGAUGAUAAUAAUAGUAGUAAUAGCUUUCAGAAAAAUAAUAAAUUAUUUUAUGUUGCUGGUCUUAAAGGUAAUUCCUACUAUGAAGACAAUAUAAUUUUUGAAAGUGAACAUAAAGAAAAUUACGGAGAGAAUGAUGAAUAUAUUGAUGAUAAUUGUUCUAUUGAGACUGCUAGUGACUUCUAUGAAAAAAGUGUAAAUGAAGAAGAACAAGAUAUAAUUGAUCUUACAGAUGAAGAAAAAAGAAAAAUACAAAUAUGCUAUAGCUUACAACAUCAUAUUUUUAGUAUGCUUAUUGAAAUUACAGAAAGAGCUAUAGCAUUUACAAAUAGUAAAGAGGUUAUUAUUGUAGGAGGAGUUGGAUGUAAUUUAUUCCUUCAAAAUAUGAUGAAAAAAAUGGCGAAACAAAAAAAUAUUAAAAUUGGAUUCAUGGAUCACAGUUAUUGUGUUGAUAAUGGAGCUAUGAUUGCAUAUACCGGAUAUUUAGAAUAUCUACAUGCAAAAAAUAAAGAUAUAUAUAAUUUUAACAAUAUAACUAUUCAUCAGAGAUAUCGAACUGAUGAUGUUUUCGUAACAUGGAAAUAA